Molecule: messenger RNA, 906 nt
Organism: Durusdinium trenchii
Lineage: Eukaryota; Dinophyceae; Suessiales; Symbiodiniaceae
Source: the annotation of a GenBank genome assembly
AUGAGGCUUUUGGAACUGCUGGAGGAGGAGCCACGGGUACUUUGCCUGGGACAUUUGCGGAUGCUCGUUUUAGACGAAGCAGAUCGGAUGCUCAGUGAGGGUUUCGAGCCGCAGGUGCGGAAGAUCUUGAGGGAGGCGCGGCCGACGCCUCAGCGGCAGACCUUGCUCUUCUCGGCCACGUGGCCAGCAGCGGUGCAACACUUCGCCGAGGAAGUGCUGACGGACCCCGUGGAGGUGCGCAUCGGCGGCCGGGGCGCCUUCAGCGCGAAUCCCAACGUCACCCAGGAUGUGAUGAUUUUGCGGGACGACUACGAAAAGCCUGCAGCCCUGGCAGCCCUCUUGCGAGGGAAGAAGCGCCCCUUGCGCGCCAUGGUUUUCAUUGCCACCAAACGAUCCUGUCAACAGCUGGAGCGCGGCCUUCGAGGCCGCUUGCCAUUCGCCGUGGACGCGCUCCACGGCGACCGCAGCCAGAGGGACCGGGAAGCCGCUCUGCAGCGCUUCCGCUCAGGCGCCACGCAGGUGCUCUUGGCCACGGACGUUGCUGGACGGGGCAUUGACGUGAAGGAGGUCAACUUGGUGGUGAACUACGACAUGCCCCGCUCGGCCGAGGAUUAUGUCCACCGUAUCGGCCGGACCGGGAGGAAUGCUCACGGUUGGGCUGUCUCGAUCUUGACCGACAACGAACAAGAUUCCAUGUCGUUGAUUGCCAAGGUGAUCAAAGAUUCAGGUGGUCGCAUGCCCCCAGAGCUUGCCAAGCGAUUGCUGCCUGCACCAGCGCCCUUCGUGGAUCCUGAGGGUGCUCGGGUGGAUCCGCGGAUGCACUGGCUGGAGCCGUGGCAAGGCUUGGAGGGCAACAAGUACGGAAAAGAGGACUUGAAAUCAGCUGUCGAGAGCCUCUGGUCAUGA